Chenopodium quinoa (quinoa) is the source of this 779-nucleotide messenger RNA. RefSeq names its product photosystem I reaction center subunit V, chloroplastic-like. The transcript has a single exon. Bases 135 to 638 code for a protein of 167 amino acids. Gene Ontology annotation, biological process: photosynthesis. The record is from RefSeq and is a predicted model, not a curated record. Gene Ontology annotation, cellular component: chloroplast thylakoid membrane; photosystem I. Lineage: Eukaryota; Viridiplantae; Streptophyta; Magnoliopsida; Caryophyllales; Amaranthaceae.
UGUGGACAUCAUUCUUCAUAUCCAUUUUUCAGAUAUCUUCAUCUUUACAUGAUCAUUUUAUAGUUCAUAUCAUAUAAUUUUCAUGUUCUAAAAUCACCCAAAAAAAAAAAAAAAAAAAAAACCGUAAAAAAAAAAUGGCAGCAGCAACAGCAACAGCAGCAUUAAGCAGCAGCAGUUUACUAGCACCCUGCACCACAAAGCAGCCGCAGCAGCAACAGCAGCAGCUAAUCAAAUGCAAGUCUUUCGCAGGGCUACGUCCCCUGCAGCUCAGCAGCAACAUCAGCCGCAGCAGCAGUAGCCUUUCGAUGUCAGGAAAAAGAAGAGCGAUGACCUGCAGAGCUGAACUGAACCCAUCAUUGGUGAUAAGUCUGAGUACAGGACUAUCACUUUUCCUAGGAAGAUUUGUGUUCUUUAACUUCCAAAGAGAGAACAUGGCUAAGCAAGUGCCUGAGCAGAAUGGAAUGACUCAUUUCGAGGCGGGCGAUACUCGUGCUAAGGAGUAUGUUAGCCUGCUCAAGUCUAAUGACCCUGUUGGGUUCAACAUUGUUGAUGUUCUUGCUUGGGGUUCAAUUGGUCAUAUUGUUGCUUACUAUAUCUUGGCUACUGCUAGCAAUGGUUAUGACCCCAACUUCUUUUAAUCAUUUCUUGAUUAAACAAUUAUGUAUUUGCCCUUUUGAUUAUGUUAUUAUUAAUGUUAUUAUUAUCGAGUGUUGUUGUGUAAUUAACAGAUUGUUCAAAUGUUGUUCCUCUAUAUAUGCCCUUAUCUAAUUUUGUGCCAA